AUGGUGAAAACACGUUCCGGCAGAGUUGCCAAGGAUGUUAAGCAAAAAUCUGUUUCAAAGAGGAAAGUUGGAACUACAAAGAAAGGGAAAAAGUUGUCUGAACGUUUUUCCCCUGUUCUUGAAACCGUUCAUGAACAUGUGAUGGAAAAACCUGAUCGUGAAGUUGAGAUUCCAGCAACUGAUGUAGCCCAUGAUGAGGGAACCGCUGUCUCAACUGCUGAAGAUCAUUCUCUUUCUGAAGGACUUGAAGGUCAUGUAGCGAAACAUGCUUUUGUGCAUGAAAUUGAUCUAAAUGAAGUCGCACCCAUGGAAACUGCAAAUGAAGAUGAAGUCGCUAUUGAAAUGGCUGGGACACAAGAAGAAAAUACUGAGGAGAACCCUGUUGAUGUUCAAGAAGUUGAAACUGUUACUGGCGGUGAUGCAGAGGAUGCUACAAUCACAAAAGAGGUUCCUGCUGUUGAUGAACCUGGAAGUGAGGCUGUGCUUGAAGAGGUACCUGAUGAAGACAUUGAAGGAGUUGGAACAGAAGUACCCCAACCCGUGAAUAUGAAUUUUGAAGCUACAGAGGUAGAACAAGUCAUUCCUGAAAAUGUGAUUGAGGAAGAAGAAGCUCUUCCUAUGGAACACCCCGAUAUCGAUGAUGAAGAAGAAGAAGAUGAGUUGGACUCUCUUCGUCUGUCCUCUGCUUUGGACAGACUCCGGAAAAGAAAACAUGGCAGUUCAUCUCGCAAUGCCCCUGCCCCUGUCCCUGCUAAAAAGACUUUCAAAAGGACUAAGGCAAAGAGUCGAAAGUCUAAAGGAGUUUCUGAUCCUCCUACUGUUCGUGAAGAUAAAGCGUUGAAUGAGGCAUAUUAUUAUGCUUCUGGGCGUCGUUAUGCUCAGGAUAUUCUUGCUGGAAGGACUGUGAUUUCAGAAGCUCAGUUUAUUCGGAGAGCGUAUACCGACGUAGGAUUUCGUGCGUUCCUUGAGGAAAAACAUUUGUUGUUUUGGGCGACCGGAUUGGAGCGUUACUGUCCUCGCCGUGUCAAGGAGUUUUAUGCCAACUUGAGUGGGAAGGUACUCGAUCCGAACUCUCUAUGGUAUCAUAAGAUAUAUAUUCGUGGCAAAAUUUUGGAACUUAGCCCUGCAGUGAUCAAUGAGUUGUUACAACUGCCGGCGAAUGAUGAAAAUAAGCUGCCAUCUGAGCUGAUUGAUGAAUCAACAAAGGAGGUUGCCAGAACCAUAUCUGCUAGAAAUGCUUCGUCAUUUGGACGUUCUGGAGUGACUGGAACAAUGCUGACAAUGAAAUAUCAGUGUCUCUUUAGACUUUGUGGAUGCAAUAUCUUACCAACCGCCAACAAUACAAGUAUCAGCACUGAUAUGGGUACUCUCAUCUUCUCUAUUGAUAAACAUUUUGAGCUAAUUAAUUUUGGCUAUUUGAUAAUCAAGAAGAUGAUUGACUUUUGUUCGGAUUCAAAAGUGGAAUGGACACGAUUGCCCUAUCCCGGUUUAAUUUGUUUGUUCUUGAGUUCCAAGGGAAUUCAUCCAGAACCGGAUGAGGAGAUGUUUCCCAUUCGAUCAUUUAUUGCCCAGUCCAACCUCAAAAAGCUUCACAAUGACUUUCUUCUCGGUGCCCCAUUGGAUGCCGAUGCUCGCAUAGAGAAGUGUAGGGCGCUACUGACUGAAGUCAUGAGGGAACAAUCUGCUCUGUCUGCUGCUCUCAUUGCUCAGAAUAGAAAAGUGGCACAGGCCAUGAGGCUGAUGCCUCGCAAACCUGGAAGCGUCGAUGAUGAGGACGUUGAUGCAGAUGAUGAUGGAGAUGGUAACGGUACGGAGGAAGCCGACCCUUGA
Andrographis paniculata is the source of this 1830-nucleotide messenger RNA. RefSeq lists its product as uncharacterized. The transcript has a single exon. Lineage: Eukaryota; Viridiplantae; Streptophyta; Magnoliopsida; Lamiales; Acanthaceae. Bases 1 to 1830 code for a protein of 609 amino acids. The record is from RefSeq and is a predicted model, not a curated record.